Messenger RNA from Lolium perenne, 1763 nucleotides. RefSeq lists its product as uncharacterized. The record is from RefSeq and is a predicted model, not a curated record. Lineage: Eukaryota; Viridiplantae; Streptophyta; Magnoliopsida; Poales; Poaceae. Gene Ontology annotation, cellular component: catalytic step 2 spliceosome; Prp19 complex; post-mRNA release spliceosomal complex.
GGCCAGUAGUUUAUUCGCAGGUAGAAAACGAGCACCUAAAAGAGAAACACGACGACGGGGGAAGAGGAAGAAGAAGGAGACCAUCAGAUUGGACCGCCCUGCCGCAGCUACCAGAUUGGACCUCUUCGCCACCCAAAUUCAAGAUUUCCAGUCCUCAAAGUCUCCCUUCCACCUCUAAAUCCCACCUUAAUCCCCCCUCUCCACUCGUCUCCAAUCCAAGUUUCCAAAUUCCACCGCACACGGAGUUUUUUCCAACCUCCUCCGACUCCUGACCUCGCUGCAGUUCCACCUUCCAGCUCCCGACUCCCGUCCUUAAAUUAUCUCCAGCAUCUUAGUUAGUUGCAAGUCAAAAUCUUGCUGCUUUAGCGUUGCCGCGGUUGCUGCGAAGGAGGAGGAGGAGGGUAGGUGGUCCGUGCUCGCCGGCCGGCGAUGGACGAGGAAGCCAGAGGGCGGGGGGCGGUAAACCCGUACUGCCCCAACGCCGACAACCCCUACCACCGCUGCGCGGCCUACUGCCCCGUCGCCGCUCCCGCUCCGGCGGCCAGCAAGCCCCCGCCGGCCCAGAACGGGGCCGCGCGCAGCAACGGCGAGGCGGGAGGGGCGCAGCGGCAGGCGGUCAACCCGGACUGCCCCAAUGCCGUCAACCCCUUCCACCGCUGCGCCGAGUACUGCCCCGUCCCGGCCCCCGCCCCCGCCGCGGUGAAGACCUUUCCGCUGCCGCCGGGGACGGGCCAAGAACUGGCCCAGAACGGGAGGACACAUAGCGACGGCGACCUGCAGCCCAGGCCGCGCCGCCGCGAAAGGGCCGGCGGCUCCGGGGGCCUCCCCCUCUACGUCUUCCUGCGCGAGGGCUCGGACGGCGAAGGCAAGAAGGUGGACCCGCGGUGCCCCAACAAGGCGAACCCGUUCCACGUCUGCACCGACCACUGCCUCGACAAGAUAAUCGACGCCGGCCGAUCGUCGGAGGGCGGCAAGUCCCCGAUAUCCCUCUUCUCCCGCCGCUCCGGCCGCUCCACGUCCUCGUCAGAAGAUGGCAGUGUCAAGUCCGGGAGCAGCAAGAAGUCCGAUGCCAAGUGCCCGAAUGCUGGCAAUCCGUUUCAUGAAUGUGGAGAGCACUGUACCGCCAAGAUUAAGGAGGCGGAGAAGCUGAAGAAAACCGAUAAGAAGUCACCGCGGGGCAAAGGUGGGAAGAGUAUUUCACCGGUGCAGAAUUGGAAGGUGGAUCCGAGGUGCCCAAAUGCGGGCAACCCAUUCCAUAUAUGUGCCCAGUACUGCUUCGACCAUUUGAAUGAAGCAGCACCUACAGCUCCAAGCAAGCCAGACUUGAAAAAGGGAAAGGCUGUCAUGAAAGCGGAGCCAACAAGAGAAAUCAAUCCUGAUUGUGCCAAUGCAUCCAAUCCCUACCAUAAGUGUGGCGAAUAUUGCAAAAGAAAUGGCAACAGAUAGACAAGGCUGUCAAGACGCCGUUUCUCCUCUGGACAGAUGAUGGUGAAAAAUAAGUAAUUUUCUCAUGACAGUAGCCUUGUAAGUUGCACUAGUAGCUGUGUUUCGGUCGGCUCAUUUUGUAGUGUGGCUGCCUGCAGUGGCACCCUGACUUUGCUGUAUUUGCAUGUAUACUUCUAUAUAUACUCUCCGUGGUCGUAUCAGAGAGUUGCGUAUGUAGAGGCCAGCGUAUUGUAUUACCUGAAGCUUGUAAAAAUAGAGAGGUCUGUAUUCUUUUGUAAAGCAUUACUACCAUUUUAGUGGUUUGUUUUCCUUUACAA